Carya illinoinensis is the source of this 3915-nucleotide messenger RNA. Its product is annotated as serine/threonine-protein kinase CTR1-like. NCBI's taxonomy places the organism in Eukaryota, Viridiplantae, Streptophyta, Magnoliopsida, Fagales, Juglandaceae. Gene Ontology annotation, biological process: protein phosphorylation. Gene Ontology annotation, molecular function: ATP binding; protein kinase activity. The coding region runs from base 792 to 3551 and encodes 919 amino acids. The transcript is spliced from 15 exons. The record is from RefSeq and is a predicted model, not a curated record.
AAUUACAAAACGAUAGGUUCCAACUUCACUAUCCUAAUCCCGGUGCGCAUUGCGUACAUGCACCUCCUGCGCCUGAAUCUCACAUGUCGCGACGACUCUCGUCCUAAAGUUUACGCGUGCUCUCCCUACAAAAGGUGCGCAUCCACCCCCCAGUGCCUGUCAGCUGCUCCUUCGAUUCCCUUCGGACUCCGCUUAAAAUACACACCCAACAUCCCAAAAUACUCUCUCUCUCUCUCGCGCGCGCGCGCAUUCUGUUAUGCAAAAGGAGCCUACGUUUACUCUCUCUUCCUACUUCUCAAGCUGUUAAUGCGUAUGCUACUGAUCGGCUCCUGCUUCGUUCCGAUGAUUUGAGGUGGUCGGUGUGGCUCUGAGGGAUCGCAUUUGAAGUUCGAUUCAGAAAGAGGAAAAAAAAUUGUGAGUGUUUUUGAAGGUGGAGUUAUGGUUAUUUUUCUUUUCUUUAUUUGCAGUGAAGCAAAGUUCUGCUAGAGGUUUGGAUUUAGAAGGUGAAGCUAGUGAAUGCGUACGUGCUCGCUUCUGUGUAUAUCCGUGAUCCAAACUCGAUCACUGCGAAAGAGAUUCCCAGGAUCGAACGGAGACCGGUCAGUCGGAUUUUUCACGUCCAUUCUCUUUUGAUACGCGAGAGAGAGAGAGAGAGAGAGAGAGAGAGAGAGAGAGAGAGAGAGAGAGAGAGAGAGAGAGAGAGAGAGAGAGAGAGAGAGAGAGAGAGAGAGAGAGAGAGAGAGAGCGCGCGUGUCCGUUAGUGGCUGUGAGCCUGUGAGACCCGUGAGAAAAUGCCUCACAAAACGACUUACUUCUUCCCCAGGCAAUUCCCGGACCGGGGAUUCGACUCUUGUUCAUCCAAGCAACUAUUUAAUCACGAGCAGAAGCAGACAAUCACCAGCUCCGCAUGCACAGGCAAAGAAUCCUUUAACAUCGAAAGCGACCGAAAGUCGUCAAAGGAUGCGUCCUUCACGGUCGAUAAGAAGGACAUAUCAUCUGUAUCCGAUCUUUUCAAGUGCAACGACAGGUUCCACCCAAAGAAACAGCAAUUUGCUGCCUUCUGUGACUGGUUAGUUGAGAGAAAGGGUGAUCGAUCUAGUCACGUGAAAUCCUCGUCCAGGACCUCGAAGAAGCAGUUAUUUGACGAGGAGGACCGCGAGCUUUUGCUCCCCCAAGAAGCGGAGCUCGUGAAGGACCGGGCAAUUGAUAGGAACUUCGAUCGCCAGGUCUCGCUUCCGAGGCUCUCCAGCGUGGGUAGCAGCUAUGCAGGGAGCUUGUUUUCCGGAACGACGACGUUGGAUGGCAAUUUCUCCAGCGAUAUCGUUAAGGAUUCAACCACGACGUCUACGAAGCAAGAGGAGGAGGAGGAGGAAGAGGUGGAAACGCGUAGGGAUAACUUGGCGCAGAAGGUAAGGGAGAGUCACUAUCUGAAGCUUGCGUUGGCUAGGAGGCUUACUUCUCAAGCCAGUCUUCUUUGCGAGCCUGUGCUCAUGGUUGAGAGUGGAGCGUUGCUGGCUUCGGAAGCGGAAACUGUUUCAUAUCGUCUCUGGGUUAGUGGUUGCUUGUCUUACACUGACAAAAUAUCGGACGGUUUCUACAACAUACUGGGAAUGAAUCCGUAUCUGUGGCUGAUGUGCAACGAUGUGGAGGAAGGUAGGCGACUGCCGCCAUUGAUAUCGCUUAAAGCAGUUGACCCCAGUGAGACAUCUAUGGAGGUGGUGCUUGUUGAUAGACGAGGGGACUCUCGCCUUAAAGAACUUGAAGAUAAAGCACAAGAACUGUAUAGUGCUUCAGAGGAUACCUUAAUGUUGGUGGAGAAACUAGGCAAACUUGUUGCUAUCUACAUGGGGGGUGGUUUUCCAGCGGAGCAAGGAGAUCUCCACGUGCGCUGGAAAUUAGUUAGUGAGAGAUUGAGGGAAUUUCAGAAGUGCAUCGUGCUCCCUAUUGGCAGUCUAUCUAUGGGACUUUGCAGGCAUCGUGCCAUUCUUUUCAAGAAAUUGGCAGACUACAUUGGUUUGCCGUGUCGAAUAGCUCGAGGUUGCAAGUACUGUGUGGCUGAUCAUCGCUCUUCUUGCCUUGUCAAGGUAGAGGAUAGCAAGAAGUCCUCAAGGGAAUAUGUAGUUGAUCUAGUUGGCCAACCAGGAAAUGUUCAUGGCCCAGAUUCCUCUAUCAAUGGAGGAUUGCUUUCUUCAAUGCCUUCGCCAUUUCAAGUUUCUCAUCUGAAAGAAUUUCAACAACCUUAUGUGGAUGCUUCAUCAUCCUGUCAAAUUCUAAACUCACAGCACAAACGUGCUUCUUCCAUAAAUCCUCUGUAUUCGGGUUUUGGGGAAGAAGGUCCACAAGUGAUGGAAUCAUCUCUGACACCUCUUGAGUUGGAAGGAAAUGCUGAACAUUGCAUAAUUCAGAGUCCCAUUUUGUCAUUUUCCCAGGGAAACGUUUCAGAACCACUGGAUUCUGCUCCGAAGGAAUUUUUACAUGAGUAUUCUAGGCUUUGCGAAGACAAAGUUGUUAUACAACAAACAUACAAAGAAAAUAUUUUUGCAUCUGGAAGUGCAGUUAUAGAAAACAGCAUCAAGCAACCUAAGCUCAGCUUAUCAAGUCAGUCAGAUCUGAAGGAGGUCGAUAUAAUGCUUGAGAAUCAAGGGAGAUUCCCUGCUGUAACCAUCCCAAAAUACUUGAAUCUUGAACCAUCCCUUGCAAUAGACUGGCUGGAGAUAUCAUGGGAUGAAUUACAUAUUAAGGAGCGUGUUGGUGCCGGGUCAUUUGGGACUGUGCAUCAUGCUGAAUGGCAUGGAUCGGAUGUAGCAGUCAAGGUUCUUACCAUGCAGGAUUUCCAUGAUGAUCAAUUGAAGGAUUUUCUAAGAGAGGUAGCAAUAAUGAAACGUGUACGGCAUCCGAAUGUGGUUCUCUUCAUGGGUGCAGUGACAAAGCGUCCACAUCUGUCAAUAGUGACAGAAUAUCUGCCUAGGGGUAGUCUAUACCGCCUCAUACACAGGCCAGCUUCUGGUGAACUAUUAGAUAAAAGGAGGCGGAUACGCAUGGCAUUGGAUGUGGCCAAGGGGAUCAAUUAUCUCCAUUGUCUUAACCCUCCUAUUGUGCACUGGGAUCUUAAAUCUCCAAAUUUAUUGGUGGAUAAAAAUUGGACAGUAAAGGUGUGUGAUUUUGGUUUGUCCAGAUUCAAAGCAAACACUUUCAUUUCAUCGAAGUCUGUUGCUGGAACUCCUGAGUGGAUGGCUCCAGAGUUCCUUCGAGGAGAGCCCUCAAAUGAGAAGUCUGAUGUUUACAGUUUUGGAGUAAUCCUGUGGGAGCUUGUAACCAUGCAACAGCCUUGGAGUGGACUUAGCCCUGCACAGGUUGUUGGAGCUGUUGCUUUCCAAAACAGAAAGCUUGUUAUCCCGCAGAAUGUCUCCCCAGUCUUGGCUUCCCUUAUGGAAUCUUGCUGGGCCGAUGAUCCUGUUCAGCGCCCAUCUUUUACAAGCAUAGUUGAAUCUCUAAAGAAGUUGCUGAAGUCCCCAGUGCAGUUAAUACAGAUGGGCGAGAACGCAACUUAAGGUGAACUCCACCCAAUGCCACUCUAUAUAAUUCAUAAAUAUGAACCAAUAUCCUAAACUAAUUGGGAGUUGACUAACCAAAUAAGGGUGACUGACUGGCCGCCUUUUUGGUUGUUGGCAACUAUAGAUGCUGCCUUUUUCGCUCUAAGGCAACUAUAUCCAUCAAGCUCAAGCCUGUACAUAAGAUUGCACAGAAGUGCCUUCUGCGUGUUCAUGUGUUCUUGAGUGGAGACUGCAUCUUAUCUUUAUAUUUAUAAGCUAUUUCUUAUUCCAACUUUGUUAUGUUUUAAUUCAGGAAUAUGCUACUGCAAAUCUUUUGUCGUGAUAAUAAUAAUAAUAAAUGGAGACGAUGGGAUUUGCCAAA